UUGACGAACUACAGAGCAUAUCCCCGUCAGCGAUACACCUAAUCUCAGCACCAGGUCGCUGUCCACUGACAUCGAGAAAGGUAAAGAUGUCUCAGGUGAAGCAGGUCGGCCUGCUGGCUGCUGGAUGUCAGCCCUGGAACAAAGAUGUGUGUGCUGCCAGUGGGGACAGGUUUGCGUAUUGUGCAACGCUCGCCAUAUAUGUGUACCAACUUGAUCACAGAUAUAAUGAGUUUAAACUGCGAGCGAUCAUGUCCGAACACAAGAAGACCAUCACGGCCAUAUCGUGGUGUCCACACAAUCCUGAUGUGUUUGCCAGUGCCAGCGCAGAUAAUCUGCUCAUCAUCUGGAAUGUGGCUGAACAGAAGGCUGUUGCACGCCUGGAUAACACUAAAGGUAUUCCUGCCUCUCUAAGCUGGUGCUGGAAUUCGGGUGACAGCGUUGCGUUCGUAUCCCAUCGGGGUCCUCUGUACAUUUGGACCAUCUCUGAGCCUGACUCAGGGGUCGCAGUGCACAAGGAGGCCCACAGUUUCCUUUCGGACAUCUGCUUGUUCCGCUGGCAUCCACUGAAGAAGGGAAAAGUGGUGUUCGGACACACUGAUGGGAGUCUGUCUAUCUUUCAACCAGGCACAAAAAAUCAAAAGCACGUGCUGCGGCCCGAAUCCUUAGAGGGUACAGAUGAAGAAGACCCUGUCACAGCUCUAGAGUGGGACCCCCUUAGCACAGACUACCUGUUAGUGGCCAACAUGCACAAUGGCAUCAGACUGCUGGACUCUGAGUCUUUAUCCUGCAUCACUACAUUUAGUUUCCCCAGCGCUGCUGCUUCUGUACAGUGCCUGGCCUGGGUGCCCAGCGCCCCUGGCAUGUUUAUCACAGGGGACUCUCAAGUCGGCGUGUUGAGAAUAUGGAACGUAUCGAGAGCGACACCUCUAGACAACUUCAAGCUGAAGAAAACCGGCUUCCAUGCGCUUCAUGUACUAAACUCCCCGCCGGCAAAAAAAUCAUUUAGCUCCAAUUCUCCUUCCAAGAAUCACUACACCUCCUCCACCAGUGAGGCUGUGCCUCCACCUACUCUUUCACAGAACCAGGCCUUCUCCCUCCCUCCCGGCCACGCUGUAUGCUGUUUCAUGGAUGGCGGGGUGGGAUUGUAUGACAUGGGCGCCCAAAAAUGGGACUUCCUGCGUGAUCUGGGUCAUGUUGAAACCAUCUUUGACUGCAAGUUCAAGCCAGAUGACCCAAACCUUCUAGCUACAGCUUCAUUUGAUGGGACAAUAAAGGUGUGGGACAUUAACACUUUAACGGCUGUAUACACAUCACCUGGCAAUGAGGGAGUGGUUUAUUCACUGUCCUGGGCCCCUGGAGACUUGAACUGCAUAGCAGGAGCCACGUCCAGGAAUGGUGCCUUUAUUUGGGAUGUGAAGAAGGGGAAAAUGAUCACAAGAUUUAAUGAGCAUGGGAAGAAUGGUAUUUUUUGUGUCGCUUGGAGCCACAAAGAUUCCAAAAGAAUAGCCACAUGCAGUGGAGACGGAUUUUGCAUAAUUCGAACCAUUGAUGGGAAAGUCUUGCACAAAUACAAACAUCCAGCCGCAGUAUUUGGUUGUGACUGGAGUCAAAAUAACAAAGAUAUGAUUGCCACUGGGUGUGAAGAUAAGAAUGUCAGAGUCUAUUAUUUGGCCACAAGCUCAGACCAGCCACUAAAAGUCUUUCCAGGUCACACGGCCAAAGUUUUCCAUGUGCGAUGGUCGCCCCUCAGAGAGGGCAUACUCUGCAGUGGAUCAGAUGAUGGAACUGUGAGGAUUUGGGACUAUACCCAAGACGCCUGCAUUAAUGUGCUUAGUGGCCACACGGCUCCGGUUCGAGGUCUGAUGUGGAACACAGAGGUCCCGUACCUUUUGACGUCAGGAAGCUGGGACUACACCAUUCGUGUAUGGGACACCAGAGAUGGCACCUGUCUAGACAGUGUAUAUGACCAUGGAGCCGAUGUCUAUGGUCUGACAUGUCACCCCAGUUGUCCGUUCACCAUGGCUUCCUGCUCCAGAGACUCAACUGUCAGACUGUGGUCACUCACUCCUCUAAUUGCUCCCUUAGUGGUCAAUAUCCUUACCGACCACAGUUGGGAUGACAUCAUUGGCAACACUGAUCGUGCCAUGGUACCCGGGGCUCCUCCCCUCUUAUGUGGAAAGGUUUCCAGAGAUAUCAAACAGGAGCUGGAUAAACUCUCCAGUGAUGUUCGCAUGAAGAAGCUGAAAUGGUUCUCUGAAUGUUUCUCUCCGCCAGGUGGGAGUCAUAACCUGUGGGACCUGGUCGCUGUGAUCAACGGCCAAGAUGAUAGUCUCCUCCCACAGAACUAUGGGCAAGGCAUUAUGCAUAUGAAACACCUGGUCCGCUUUAAAACCUCUGAAGCACAAGAGCUGACUAUAGUUAAGAUGUCAAAGUUUGGAGGUGGUAUUGGAGCACCCAGUAAAGAGGAGAGGUUAAAGAAUGCAGCCGAAAUUCAUAUAAGAUUGGGUCAAAUCCAGAGAUACUGCGAGCUUAUGGUGGAACUGGGAGAGUGGGAAAAAGCUCUUUCUGUGGCUCCUGGCGUAUCCAUGAAAUACUGGAAAAAGCUCAUGCAAAGGAGAGCAGACCAGCUCAUGCAGGAAGGCAAUGACGAUGUCAUCCCCUUCUGCAUCGCCACUGGUGAGGUGAAAAAACUGGUGAAUUUCUUCACGUCUAGAGGUCAGCUGAAAGAAGCAGUACUAGUGGCUCAGGGUGCUUGUGAGGGUAACAUUCACGGACCUCUGAAUUCUUCAAUGAACCAUGCUGCGAACUCCGACAAUGACAACAUAGAGAAAUACUGCGGCCUGUUGCAUAGAGUGUGUAAAGAGCUGGCAGAGUGGUAUUUCCAAGAUGGCCACGCUGUGUUGGCAGCCUGCUGUCACCUGGCUGUAGACAACUCUGAACUGGCGAUGGCCUCUCUGAUCAGAGGCAAUGAGUUGGAACUAGCAGUGUGUGUGGGCACAGUCCUGGGAGAGUCGGCCAGUAAAGCCACCCACUAUGUUCUUGAGCUCCUGGCCAGGAAGUACAUGACCACAGCCACAUGCUUUCCAUCUGUGGCAUGCAGGGAUCUUGCUGCCAGAUUACUUCAGAUGAUCCCUGAUAAUGAGAUCCUGUUAGCCAAAUUAUGUGCCUAUUACCCUGGCAGCUCAGCUGAAAUCAACGAUCUGCACGAAAAGUGUGGUCUACCAACUUUAGAAGAAUGUAAAGAAUUUGCUGAGAAUGCACAUGCUGAAGGGGAAAUCUUUCAAGCAGUGAAGUAUUACCUCUUGAGUCCAGAACCAGAAAAGGCUCUUCCCAUUGGGAUCUCAUAUGUCAAAGAGCAGCUGAGCGCUCCUGAUUGGGCUGUGGACUCAGUAUACCACAUCCUAGACCUGCUGAGCUAUAUCAGAACAGACCGUCUCAUUCUUUCAAAGUGUAGUGAAGAGCGGAACGAGUUGCUCAUUCUCUGUGGGUAUAUUGGUGCACUGUUAGCCAUUGGGAGACAGUAUUCAAGUAUAGUGCCAGCAUUGUAUGAAUACACAAGUCAGCUGCUGAAGAGGCGGGAGGUGGCUGUGCCUUUACCGAUAGAGCAGUUGUCCGGAGAGCUGGAAGCCUGGAGAGUGUGCACUCAAUCUUUCAAAGCUCCAGAUGAAAGUUUAUACGCCUCACCAUCUGAGGCCCAGAAGCUGGAGUACAGCCAGCUGUUGAGUCGGAUGAGAGAGGAGCCCAUCAAGGGUCUAGAGGGUCCUGACUAUGUCACUGGCUCCAACUUGCCUAGCCACUCUGAUGUCCAGAUUUCCUGCUUCACUGGCCUCAGGAUACAGGGUCCUGUGUUCUUCCUGGAGGAUGGCAAAUCAGCCAUUUCUCUAAAUGAUGCCCUGAUGUGGGCGAAGGUGAACCCUUUCUCUCCGCUGGGGACGGGUAUACGCCUCAACCCCUUCUGAACAGAAAUGAAUGUGAACAGUAUUCUCUCUGGUGCGGAUCUGGAAAUUUAGCAUCAGGUAGCAGAACAACAUUCUCAUUGUCUAACAGAAGCUUGUUGUGGUGGAACAACAGAAGGUCGUAAAUUGUUGGAAGCAACAAUUUUAAGGCUUGAUCCAUGAGGCCAUGAUCCUUCACCUCAGUGUAAUUCAUGAUAUGCUUUUUACAGUGAGACUAGCAGAGCAUAUGCGCCAUUUGGAAUAUCUAAUAAUUUUUUAUGGAAAAAGAGAAACUGAUAGAUGCUGUGAAGAAUAGUAUGAAGCAGAAAAAAUAAGGAUGCAGAUUUUAUGGUUAGGUAUUAAGAUUGCAGUGAAUAUUAUAAUGUUAUAACAGUCGUGUUUUUAUUACCAGACUUGAGUAGAGGGUACUCAUCUGUACAUUUUUUUUUUUUCUUUUAUGUAUUUAUUUAUUUUAUUUAUAUAUAUUUAUUUGACAUCAUGAGAGAUGAUUUAAUUUUGCAGCAUUGACAAUGAACAAUUAGGACAUCAUUUCUGUUGCCUGUUAUGUAUUGAAUGUACUUAUUGACUAAAAUAUUGAGAAUAUACGUUACUUAAGUAGAACCAAACAGAAGUACUGAGAGCCUAAAACAUUGUUGACUUUAAAGCGAAUUGUAAUGAUCACAAUUUAUGUUACGUGAUGUUUUAAGCUAUACUGUUUCGUCCAAUAUGUGUGUCUAGAUGAACCUAGGCAAUAGGUUUGUGAAAAGCGCACAUACUUUAUGGAAUGAGGGACAUUCUACUCAGAAAGCCUGUAUGAAUAGAGCAUACAGUAUUACUUUAGUACUAAUAUCAGUUAUUCAGACUGGUACAGUUUAAAUAGCAAGAAUUGUCAUACUUAGCUGAGGACAUAAAACAGUUUGGAGAAAUAAUUUUAUGAACAUUAGUAUUUAUGCUAGAAAUCCACAUACAGAGACUAUUUUCAUCAGAUUGCACUGUGAAAUGUAUUUAUUUGUAAAUAUUUUUGUUGUAGAGUUUGUUUAAACUUCAAGCUGAAAUUGGUGUACAUAACAUUAUUUAGAUGAUCACUGUCCAUACGCAAAAGAGAGAAUGUCAUAUAUUUAUCCUAGAGUUGAAUCAGAUGGAGACCAGGUCCUUCCAAAAUCUGCCGACUCUGCAUGCAACAAGUGCCCAUCUGUCUCAUCUGUUCCUGAUUAUUUUAGAAUAUCAGUAUAUCAUAAAAGUGAAAGAUUAGAAUAGUAAGAAUAGCCAAAACUGUCAAAUUAUUUUUUGUGAUAAUGACUAUUAAAAAAGAUGUACAAGU
This is a messenger RNA of Triplophysa dalaica, 5256 nucleotides long. It is a transcript of the gene wdr17, whose product is annotated as WD repeat domain 17. The record is from RefSeq and is a predicted model, not a curated record. Lineage: Eukaryota; Metazoa; Chordata; Actinopteri; Cypriniformes; Nemacheilidae. The transcript is spliced from 30 exons. Gene Ontology annotation, molecular function: protein binding. The coding region runs from base 87 to 3959 and encodes 1290 amino acids.